UAUAUCGCCCGGUUGGAAACGGACUUUUCCGUAUCUGCUACCAUUUUAUAGGUUGGUCUAAUAUUAUAAAUAAAGCGUUAACUUAUAAAUUUGUUGUACACUAAUAACACAUAAUAUUAUGGCAGAUACUAAUGAACCUAUAACUGAUGCUGAUAAGGUACGCAUAGCAUCAAGUUUUAUUAAAAAUGCACCCCCUGGUGAAUUCAAUGAAGUUUUCAAUGAUGUGCGAAUUUUGCUAAAUAAUGAUCGACUUUUAAAAGAAGAAGCAGCUUAUGCAUUUGCAGAAUAUAAUACAGAUCAAUUUACCCCAUGCAAGUUAGAUGGUGUUGAAGAUGCUGUACUUAUUACAAAACAUGGAAAUCUAGAAGAUGCAAUAUUUUAUGAUCCUAAGAGUAAGCAAAAAUUUCAAUAUGAUCACCUUCGAAAAGAAGCUAAUGGAUUAGAACCAUUCAAUCAUGAAGAAAGAUCUGAAAAGUGGAGGUCUGCAGUAGAUGAUUCACUUAGAAAGUAUGUAAAAGGGCAUUACCCUAAUGGUGCUGUUUCGGUAUUCAGCAGCAGCUCUAAUCAAGAUAUAACAUUAGUAAUUUGCAUUGAAGAUCACUUAUUUCAACCUCAAAAUUUUUGGAAUGGUCGUUGGCGAUCUGAAUGGACUGUCACUUUUAAUCCAUCAGCUGGUCCAUCAGCUGGUUCCGCACAAUUAAAGGGUGUAUUUAAAGUACAAGUUCAUUAUUAUGAAGAUGGAAAUGUUCAACUUGUUUCGAAUAAAGAAGUAUCAAAAGACAUUCAUAUUACGGAUCCUGAUAGCUUAGGCAAAGAUAUUUCAAAGAUUGCCGAGGAAAGUGAAUCUACGUAUCAGAGAGCUAUAGGCGAAAAUUAUCAGACGAUGUCUGAAACAACAUUCAAGGCAUUAAGACGUCAGCUACCGAUAACGCGUACUAAAAUUGACUGGAGCAAAAUUGUUUCUUACAAAAUUGGAGCUGAGUUAGCCAAGAGCUAGUCUUAUUUAAAAAAAUUUCUAAUUUUUACGUUUUUAAUUUUGUUCUGAUAAAAAAUUCCAAAAAUUGUUUGAA
This is a messenger RNA of Hydra vulgaris (swiftwater hydra), 1070 nucleotides long. RefSeq names its product F-actin-capping protein subunit alpha-2. Gene Ontology annotation, biological process: barbed-end actin filament capping; actin cytoskeleton organization. Gene Ontology annotation, cellular component: F-actin capping protein complex; actin cortical patch. NCBI's taxonomy places the organism in Eukaryota, Metazoa, Cnidaria, Hydrozoa, Anthoathecata, Hydridae. Gene Ontology annotation, molecular function: actin filament binding. The record is from RefSeq and is a predicted model, not a curated record.